GAGCGCCACGGCCACGCCUUCCUUGGGCGUCCCCAGGGGCGGGGACUCCAGCGGUGCCCUGGGCAGCGCCUGCCAGUGCCUCACCAUCGCUACGCACAGCCCACGUUCUGCAACAGGGCUGGCUAUCUAUCUAUCUAUCUAUCUAUCUAUCUAUCUAUCUAUCUAUCUAUCUAUCUAUCUAUCUAUCUAUCUAUCUAUCUAUCUAUCUAUCUAUCUAUCUAUCUAUCGCUACAUUAUGUUAUACAGACAUAAACACGCAUAAAUUUGUACACAUCCCGCCACAGCCAGCGCUUCACCUCUCGCGAGAUCUCGGUCAUAAUUUAUAGUUUCCUGACCUCUCGCGAGAUCUCAAAGGGUAUAUUUUAGGCCAGCGCCGCCCCCGCUGCCUUUUCGGUGUUCUCGGGAAGCGGGAGGCCUUUGGUUCCGCUCCGUGUUCCAUCCGCCUCCAUCCGCGUCUGCCUGCCUCCAUCCCCGCCAUCCGCCUCCAUCCCCGCCAUCCGCCGCCGCGAUGCCGCCCAAGUUCGACCCCAACGAGAUCAAAGUCGUUUACCUGCGCUGCACCGGCGGAGAGGUCGGAGCCACGUCCGCGCUGGCGCCCAAGAUCGGCCCGCUGGGGCUGUCCCCCAAGAAGGUGGGCGAUGACAUCGCCAAGGCCACGGGCGACUGGAAGGGGCUGCGGAUCACGGUGAAGCUGACGAUCCAGAACAGGCAAGCGCAGAUAGAGGUUGUUCCUUCUGCCUCGGCUCUGAUUAUCAAAGCUCUGAAGGAGCCACCUCGUGACAGGAAGAAGCAGAAGAACAUUAAGCACAGUGGCAGCGUCACCUUCGACGAGAUCGUGAACAUCGCGCGGCAGAUGCGGCACCGCUCGCUGGCCCGGGAGCUCUCGGGGACCAUCAAGGAGAUCCUUGGCACUGCCCAGUCUGUGGGCUGCAGCAUUGAUGGGAGACACCCCCACGACAUCAUCGAUGACAUCAACAGUGGUGCCAUUGAGUGCCCAGCUAGUUAAGACUGCAGAAAAAGAAGUUGCCAGAUGGAGGCUCCUUCAGUUUUUUGUAGCACUUUAAAUAACUAAAUAAAGACCCAGUUGUCUGCAA
This is a messenger RNA of Oenanthe melanoleuca, 1094 nucleotides long. RefSeq names its product ribosomal protein L12 (gene RPL12). NCBI's taxonomy places the organism in Eukaryota, Metazoa, Chordata, Aves, Passeriformes, Muscicapidae. The transcript is spliced from 7 exons. Gene Ontology annotation, cellular component: ribosome; cytosolic large ribosomal subunit. Gene Ontology annotation, molecular function: large ribosomal subunit rRNA binding; structural constituent of ribosome. The record is from RefSeq and is a predicted model, not a curated record. The coding region runs from base 509 to 1006 and encodes 165 amino acids. Gene Ontology annotation, biological process: translation.